CACUGUGGUGUUGAGAUGAAUUGCACAUAUUAAUCGCCCGAUAUCGACCGCUGCAAACGACACAAUCAGCAACAAGCAGCGCCAUCUCGAACACGGAGACCACCAUCACAACGCCAUGUCGUUUGUUGAGCCGCAGAAGCUGCUGGCUGCGGAAGCGCACAUCCCCGUGUGGGAGACGAGCGAGGCGUAUCGCAGGCUCAUCUCCUUCAUCGAGACCAUCGGUGAUGCCGUUGUUGGGAAGACAAUCAGCGACAGAAACCCAGAGCCAUCGAAGUCGGUGAAGAAGCUGUUGGGGCUGCUGGACCGUGUGGACAAGCUCAUCGAUGACACUCCGCCAGUCGAGACAACGGGUCGCUUUGGCAACCCUGCGUAUCGUGACUUUCACAAGAAGCUCGAGGAGCAAGCGGAUGAGCUUAUUUCAGGCAUCCUGGACGGUGCACACAAGGGAGCCGUCGUUGAGCUGAAGCCAUACUUCCUGGACUCCUUUGGCAAUGCCAAGCGCAUUGACUACGGCAGCGGCCAUGAGUUGGCAUUUGUUGCUCUGUUGUGCUGCUGCAGCUUGAUUCGCAUGUUCAAGCCAGAAGACACAUCCUGCCUCUGCCUUCACAUCUUCCACAAGUAUUUGCAGAUUGCGCGGCGGCUGCAGGAGACGUACCGGCUUGAGCCUGCAGGCAGCCACGGCGUGUGGGGACUCGAUGACCACCAGUUCCUCUGCUACUACUGGGGCGCAGCGCAGCUCAUCGGGCACGAGGAGCUGACACCAAAGAUGAUUCCAGACCGUGCCCGUGCGCAGGAGAACGGCGACGAAUUCCUCUUCUUCGAUGCAAUCCGCUUCAUCUUCAAGCUGAAGACAGGCCCUUUCUUUGAGCAUUCGCGCAUGCUGUUUGACAUCUCGGGCGUCCCAGAGUGGUCCAAGGUGCGGUCUGGGCUGAUGAAGAUGUACAAGGCGGAGGUGUUGAGCAAGCUGCCUGUGGUGCAGCACUUUAUGUUUGGCUACCUCCUCCCCAUGGACAAGGAGCUGCCUGCCGUGAGCAAGGACGGCACAAAGGCUGCGCCCAGCACAGAGGGCAGUGCUCCUGCAUACAAGCCCGCCACGGCGUUUGGCCCCACGUGGGGUGGGCCCGUGCCUGCACGCAACCCUGGCCAGAGCAACCCCGUUGUUGUUGAUCCGGCAGAGGCGACGCCCGACGGGCCCAUGCCCAUGACCGCGUUCCCCACCAGCGGUACGGCGCGCACGGCUGCACCCGCUGUGCCGCCAAUGGGGGCCCCUCCCGUUGCCGCCACGCGGACAGGUGGUGCGCGCGUGGCAGAGCGCGGCUCUCUUCGACCCCGCCAGCCACCAAAGGCAUCAUAAUCUCCCUUGCCUGUCGAUGUCUGUGUUUCUUCUGGGUGCAGAGAGAGAGAGAGAGAGAGAAAGGGAGGGGGGGGGCGAGGGAGGGUCUUGCUGUUCUGUUGUUCAGAGAGACACACACAUAAACUCACAGCACAGAAGCA
This is a messenger RNA of Salpingoeca rosetta, 1494 nucleotides long. Its product is annotated as phosphatase 2A activator. Bases 116 to 1354 code for a protein of 412 amino acids. The record is from RefSeq and is a predicted model, not a curated record. Gene Ontology annotation, biological process: mitotic spindle organization. The transcript is spliced from 8 exons. Gene Ontology annotation, cellular component: protein phosphatase type 2A complex; cytoplasm; nucleus. Gene Ontology annotation, molecular function: protein tyrosine phosphatase activator activity; peptidyl-prolyl cis-trans isomerase activity. NCBI's taxonomy places the organism in Eukaryota, Choanoflagellata, Craspedida, Salpingoecidae.